CCAUUUUUAGGGGAUUGAAAACGCGAAGGAGAAGAGGGCAUAUUCUGAUUUCUAGAGUUAUUUUUAGCAAAAAAUUAGAAUGAAGAGCAAUUCGACGAUUCGCCUCUACGAAUCCAUCUCUUCCUAAAGAUGUGAUGAAUAUUCAAGUUUUCGGAUUAGGAUUCUGAGAUGAGAAGACGACAGAAAGCGUGAAUGUCGGCAAAAUCCGCAAUUUUCUCUGUCUUGUGGAGGCUCAGUCACGACAAACCCAGUCAAAGAAACACCACUCAUGUCCCUCCAGACAAAUUCCAGCCCCCGUAUCUCGAAACCCUCGAUCUGACCCCCUUUCCCCUCCCUGUGCUCGAAACCCGAAAACCCUACCAAACUCCUGUGGAAACUCUCAGAUGGGUUGCUUCAGCAACAAACACCGGGGAGCUCAAGCGGGCGUCAGUGGCGGACGGAGUUCAGUUCCGACCAAUCCCACACAAACCCAUGUCGUCCAUCACGUCCCCGAGCCUCGGAAACAAUCAGACCCGCAGAAUCAUCAGCCGCAGACGAACUCUCAACCGAAACCCGCGAAUCAGCCGAUUCCUCAGCAGGUUUCGACACCACUGAAGCCCGUCGCUGUCCGAGAACCAGAUACCAUACUCGGGAAAUCCUUCGAAGACAUCAAGAAGUUCUACACACUCGGGAAAGAACUGGGUCGCGGCCAAUUCGGUAUAACGUACAGAUGUACGGAGAUUUCCACAGGUAACACUUACGCCUGCAAAUCCAUCCUCAAGCGGAAGCUAACGAGUAGACAAGACAAAGAGGAUGUGAAAAGGGAGAUUCAGAUAAUGCAGUACUUGUCAGGACAGGCCAAUAUCGUAGAGAUUAAGGGUGCUUAUGAGGAUCAGCAGUCCGUACAUCUAGUGAUGGAACUGUGUGCUGGGGGAGAGUUAUUUGAUAGGAUCAUAGCUCAGGGGCAUUACUCAGAGAGAGCAGCGGCAGGAAUCAUUAGGUCAAUCGUGAAUGUUGUACAGAUUUGCCAUUUCAUGGGUGUGAUGCAUAGAGAUCUAAAGCCGGAGAACUUCUUGCUCGCCAGCAAAGACGAAAACGCUAUGCUCAAAGCAACAGAUUUCGGGUUGUCUGUAUACAUCGAGGAAGGGAGAGUUUACCGAGAUAUAGUUGGCAGUGCCUACUAUGUUGCCCCUGAAGUAUUGCGGAGAAGUUACGGCAAGGAAAUUGACAUUUGGAGUGCAGGGGUUAUUCUGUACAUUCUCCUUAGCGGUGUUCCUCCUUUCUGGGCCGAAACCGAGAAAGGAAUAUUCGAUGAGAUUAUAAAGGGCGAAAUUGACUUUGAUAGCCAACCAUGGCCAUCUAUCUCCGAGAGUGCAAAAGACCUUGUCAGGAAGAUGCUCACCAAGGACCCGAAGAAACGAAUCACCGCUUCACAGGUUCUUGAACAUCCAUGGAUUAAAGGCGGAGAAGCACCGGACAAGCCUAUUGAUAGCGCCGUCUUGUCCCGUAUGAAGCAAUUCAGAGCAAUGAACAAGCUUAAAAAACUAGCGCUGAAGGUCAUAGCAGAGAACAUGUCAGAAGAGGAGAUUAAAGGUCUUAAGACUAUGUUUGCAAACAUGGAUACUGACAAAAGUGGCACGAUCACAUAUGAAGAACUCAAAACCGGGUUGGCAAGACUCGGGUCUAGACUCUCGGAAACUGAAGUUAAGCAACUCAUGGAAGCCGCUGAUGUGGAUGGUAAUGGAACGAUUGAUUACAUCGAGUUUAUCUCAGCAACGAUGCAUAGGUAUCGGUUGGAGCGAGAUGAGCACUUGUACAAAGCGUUUAAACACUUUGACAAGGACAGUAGCGGAUAUAUCACGAGGGAUGAGUUGGAAACGGCCAUGAAAGAGUACGGAAUGGGCGAUGAAGAUAGCAUCAGAGAAGUGAUAGCAGAAGUCGAUACCGACAAUGAUGGAAGAAUAAACUAUCAAGAGUUCUGCGCGAUGAUGAGAAGCGGCACCACUCAGCCACAGGGGAAACUCUUUCCGAUCAAUUGAUUAAACCAUAGAGAACCGAACAUCACCGUACCAGUCAAUGAUCCAUCUCCUAAGCUCGAGAAGAAACAAAACUUGGAAAAACCAUAAUCACCGGGCAAUGAUCUGGACAGGAAGUAGUGAAGUACUUGAUCUGGGUUUGGUUUUCACCGAUUCAUCUUUCUAUUUGUCUGAAAGUGUUUAUCUUGCUCGUUCAUAUAAACAGAAGAAACAGAGUUGAGGCCCGCAUUGUUGUGUUGUGUUUGUUGCCUAGAGCUGUCGUUAAUGUCUUUUAGAAACUGAACAUUUCAAAGUCUCAUCGAUUUAUUUGAUUAAGGUUA
Messenger RNA from Tarenaya hassleriana, 2335 nucleotides. RefSeq names its product calcium-dependent protein kinase 21. The record is from RefSeq and is a predicted model, not a curated record. Gene Ontology annotation, biological process: protein autophosphorylation; peptidyl-serine phosphorylation; intracellular signal transduction. Gene Ontology annotation, molecular function: ATP binding; calcium ion binding; calcium/calmodulin-dependent protein kinase activity. NCBI's taxonomy places the organism in Eukaryota, Viridiplantae, Streptophyta, Magnoliopsida, Brassicales, Cleomaceae. The transcript is spliced from 8 exons. Gene Ontology annotation, cellular component: cytoplasm; nucleus. Bases 384 to 2018 code for a protein of 544 amino acids.